Lates calcarifer (barramundi perch) is the source of this 1709-nucleotide messenger RNA. It is a transcript of the gene ccbe1, whose product is annotated as collagen and calcium binding EGF domains 1. The coding region runs from base 259 to 1464 and encodes 401 amino acids. The record is from RefSeq and is a predicted model, not a curated record. NCBI's taxonomy places the organism in Eukaryota, Metazoa, Chordata, Actinopteri, Centropomidae. The transcript is spliced from 11 exons. Gene Ontology annotation, molecular function: calcium ion binding.
AAGGAUUAAAAAGUUGAAAAUAUCCGGGCUCUCUUGAACCUGCCGGAACUGCACAGAGCAAGGGAAAGUUGCUUCAGCGGUGUCGCUACAGGAAUUAAAAGCAGUUCAUUCACCAGCUGCUCAGGAGUACUCUGUCUGAGUGGGAGGGUCUGACGGUGCGUGUUACACCACCACUUCACGCGCUGAAGUUGUAGUAGUGGGGAAGUUAUCACCACCAGCGUGGAUUACUGACAGCACCCAGGUGACUGGACCGAUGAGAUGAUACUAAAACACAACAGGAGUCCUCUUCUGCUCACCGUCACCUGCAUGUACUUCUCAGGGGGUCUGCUUUGGUCCUACCAAGAAGAGGAUGCCAGGGACGGUGAAGAGUGCUCUGAAAAUAACAUUUCUACAACAAAGUACCCCUGCGUGAAGUCGACUGGUGAAGUUACAACGUGUUACAGAAAGAAAUGUUGCAAGGGCUUCAAGUUUGUGUUGGGCCAGUGCAUUCCUGAAGAUUAUGACGUGUGUGCUGGCGCCCCUUGUGAGCAACAGUGUACUGACCAUUUUGGUCGAGUUGUGUGCACCUGUUACCCCGGCUACCGCUAUGACCGGGAGCGCCACAGAAAGAGAGAGAAGCCCUACUGCCUGGAUAUUGACGAAUGCGCAGACAAAAACAUGACUGCCUGCUCUCAGAUCUGCAUCAAUUCUGCGGGGAGCUACAGGUGUGAGUGUGAGAGAGGCUAUUUCCUGGAAGAAGAUGGGAAAACAUGCACCAAGGGGGAGAGAGUGCAUCUCUUUGAGAAAUCUGACAAUGUGAUGAAUGCUGGGACUUGCUCAGCCACCUGUGACGAUUUCCACCAGAUCAAGAUGUCUGUCCUGCAGCUUAAACAGAAGAUGGCCAUGCUGUCAAACAGUGCUGACGUCCCUGAACAGAUGACCAGCGAGAAAAUCCUGACAUCCCCUAUAUUUUUACCAGGGCCUCCAGGUCUCCCCGGCCCUCCAGGAGAUCCAGGACCAGAGGGCCCUCCAGGACUUAAAGGAAUGUUGGGGCCCCCUGGCCCUCCUGGUCCCAGGGGCUUGAUGGGACCCAUUGGACCAACACCAGACCUGUACCACAUCAAACGUGGUCCCAGAGGGCCAGUGGGGCCUCCAGGAGCACCAGGAAAGGAUGGCCUAAAGGGGGAUAGAGGGGCUCCUGGGCCUGUUGGACCACCAGGCCCACCAGGCUCCUUUGAUUUCCUGCUCCUUCUGAUGGCUGACAUCCGUAACGACAUCGCCGACCUACAGAGCAAGGUGUAUGGUAGGCCAAUGCACUCUCCAGGGGAAGACUUUGGCACAGUCCCUGACAACUGGAGGGACAACCAGGAGGGUCUGGACACAGGCUCAGGUGAGGACUACAAGGAACCUCCACCUCGAACAGGUGGAGGGACCAAGCGGAGCAAGAAGAGGAAACCAGCUCGCGACAGAACAGACUUUGACUAGAAUAUUUAAAUACUUAACGCCAGGUGUAAAUAUUGAAGUGGUUUUGAUUUUUAUUUAACUAUUUUUUAAACAGAAUGUACUGUAUGUCUUUUGAUCACAGAUGUUUAUUUUUGUAUGAUAUACAAGAUCAUGUGACUAUUUUUUAACAAAAUGAGUAGACUGUGCAAAUGCAUGUUUUAUUUUAUUUUGUAUUUCCAGAAACAUAUGGUUCCUUCACAGCACAUUAAACAAGUCUCUCAUAAAAA